AUGCCGGCAGCCAGCAACAGCUGCAAUGUCAUGGACCGCUGGAAGAUUGCCGGCAUGUCCGUCGCCGUUGUGAAUGGCGACGAUGUGUACUCGGAGGGAUACGGGUACGCCACCCUGCCGGACAUUCAGGCCACGCCAGACACCCUUUACUUUGCCGGCUCGACAUCCAAGGCCUUUACGGCCGCGGCCGUUGCCCAAAUGAUUGACAGCAAGAAUUUCUCUGUUCUUGAUGAUGGAUGGAGGACCAGCAUUUCUUCCAUCAUCCGUGAGGACUUUGUCAUGUAUGAGGACUGGUCGACGGAGCACCUCACACUCGAAGAUGCGGCCAGCCAUCGCACCGGCAUGCCCCGCCACGACACAGCGUUGUUCACCCACCACGACGACGGCAGCCCCGUGACAACCGCCCAGCAGGUGCAGAACUUGCGACACUUGAAGCACAGCGCCCCGCCGCGAACCACCUGGCAGUACUGCAACUACAUGUACACCGUCCUCGGCUAUGUCGCCGAAGUUCUCACCGGCAAAUGGCUGGGCGAUGUGCUGCGCGAGACAAUCUGGGAGCCGCUUGGAAUGACGGCCACGUUUGGCGACACGAAAGACGCCGUGGCCGCGCCGGAGCAUCUGGCCGCUGGCUACUACUGGGAUGCCGAAGCCAAGAAAUUCGUAGAAGCGCGUCUGGAUAGCACUAGAGAAUCAGGCGGUGCCGGACUCGUCAUAUCUACCGUCUCUGAUUACACAAAGUGGGCGCGCUGCCUGCUCGACCAAACACCGCCGUUUUCCAAGGCUGCACACACCGACAUUCGAAAGCCGCGGAUGCUCACGGACGACCUCGAGGGCGGGAAGAUGGGGGACGGCGACUUGACGUACGGAUUGGGGUGGAUGAAGAAGACAUACCACGGCGAAGUGGUGUGGAAGCAUGGCGGCACGGAGUUGCUGUACAGCACCCAGCUUUACCUGAUUCCACGUCUUCGCUAUGCGGUUACAGCCAUGGCCAACUCGGGUCUCGCCAACUCUGCCGAGGAUGAGGUCGUCUGGCGGCUGAUUGAGGACAAGUUGGGCGUGCCGCAGGAGCACCGCUACAACCUCACUCACAGCCUUGACGAAUACGAGGAGGCGCAGAAGAAGGGGCUGGCAGAGGUAGAGUCGGUCUUUUACCCGAACCUCCCAGACAAGAGACUUCCGUCUUCCCUCACCAACGAGCAGAUUGUCGGUCACUACUACGACCCAGGAUAUGGGACGCUGCGCAUUGUCGAGGCAGAUAUUGAUGGCAAGACACAACUGGUGGCGAACCGUACUGAACCCAUUUUCGCGCACGAGCUGCGCUUCAAGCACGUGUCUGGUAACUAUUGGCUGGCAGAUGCGUACGUCACAGACACACAUAGCAUCGUUGGCUCCUAUGCUGCCGAGUUUGAGGUUGGUGUGGACGGCGAGGCUUCGGGUUUGGCGGUGCAAAUGACGCCCAAGGGUCAGAUUGGCGAGCCCAAUGUGUCGUUCAAGCGGGUGUAG
Akanthomyces muscarius is the source of this 1503-nucleotide messenger RNA. RefSeq lists its product as uncharacterized. NCBI's taxonomy places the organism in Eukaryota, Fungi, Ascomycota, Sordariomycetes, Hypocreales, Cordycipitaceae. The record is from RefSeq and is a predicted model, not a curated record. The transcript is spliced from 4 exons. The coding region runs from base 1 to 1503 and encodes 500 amino acids.